UCCUAGCCUGAGCUUAGCUAAUGAGUCGAGAAUAAGUGAUGAGAAAACAAAACUCUCCAGUAGCGAGCCCAGCGAGGAUAGAAUGAAGGUGGAUCCUAAAACUAGGAUACCACCUCAUCUAGACUACAGGACCAUGGAGUCUGAUGAUCGGAACAGAAAGACCAAGAUAGAACCGGAAGUGCUAGGGCCGGACUACAGGGCCGCUGAUGACCCUGGUUACUACAAAGAAGAUAAUGUCAGUAAUGACGAAGUUACAUAUACUGAUGUAAGUGAGUAUAGUAUAGUUGACUAUCCAAUAAUUGGGAAGAGAAAGAGGAAGAAGAAAAGGAGGAGGAAGCGUGGAAUGCCCACAUCAGGAGGUGCCUACAGAUCAGAAGUGGGGUGUUUCGAGUGUUUCGUUAUGAUAUUCUGCCCGUGGAGGUGGGUCAGCUCCAGAUAAGCAUUGCAGAUUGAUGAGAAAGAUAAUAUCAUUAUAUUGAUAUUGUCAUAUUUUA
Messenger RNA from Bolinopsis microptera, 494 nucleotides. RefSeq lists its product as uncharacterized. The transcript is spliced from 4 exons. The record is from RefSeq and is a predicted model, not a curated record. Bases 83 to 439 code for a protein of 118 amino acids. Lineage: Eukaryota; Metazoa; Ctenophora; Tentaculata; Lobata; Bolinopsidae.